UCCACAGCCACUACUAGUACAACUGCCUCAUAUUGCCAGAUGUAUCCCUAAAUUAUUUCUAUUCAUCACAUUUUCUUAUACUAUCAAGACGGUUCUUGGUUCAUUGUUUCUGGACUUAUUGUACCUUUCGCUUUCGUUGGUUUUAGCGUAUAGAUACGGGCACCUUCCUGAUGGAGCAUGUCAAUCUUAAUACUACAAAAUGGAAUCCCAAAAAUGCUUCACCCCUGGUCAUACAAUAGACCGUGGUUCUUAUGUUAUCAGUUCAGAUACCGAAGGCUCUUCCAACAAGAAACCACGAAAUAACGCAGCCACCGGGGCUUCUGCUGCUGGGGUUCGUGCUCUCAGCGCGCAGUUGGUUGCAUUCUACUUUAGAGCGCCAAUAAAAGCAUUCUUUCGCACUCGAGUUGAUUACAUGGCAUUUGCCAGGGCUGUCAAUCCACACUCGUCUGAAAGCCGAUGGUCCCUCCAUACUACUACCCCGGGGUUACUUGUCCACGCUGUUCGCACAUAUGGUUGGCGCUUUAUUCCAAAUCAGAUCAUGCCUCCCCUUUUGGCAAAUGCCGGGGUUGGUGCUGUGCUAUAUACAUCAUACCUCCAAGUUCUUGGAGCCAUGUAUGAGCCAGUGUCCCGUGGGGUGAAGCGCAUCUAUCCGCCUGCUAGUCCGUUAUAUACAUUUACAGCUGGAUUUGCGGCUGGAACUAUUCAAUCGAUAGUGGCUGCACCUUUAGAUGCUCUCCAGGUUCGUCUGCGGGCGAAUGACAUACUUGAAGGACAGUAUCGGAGCAUGUGGCAUUACGGCCGACAUAAACUCAAACAGAUCGGCAUUCGUGGUAUCUUUGCGGGUUGGAGUCUGUCAUUCUUGCGUGACGCUUUCGGCUAUGGCGUCUUUUUCUCGUUCUUCGAGUACAUCAAAUCGCAGGCAUACUAUUCAUUUAUCACGGGAUACUAUGGAUCUUUGCGCGCUCAUCAUGUGAACGAGCUGUUGUCUACUCAGUCCGGUGACCGCGGUGUUCCACUUAUCAAACCUCACUAUACUCUGGAGCCAUGCUUCUUGAUGGCCGCGGGCGUUGCGGCAUCUAUAGCCCAGCAAGCAAUACAGCACCCGCUAAGCAUCAUACAGAAUCUUCAUGUUGCUCGACUAGAAUACUUGGAUCAUCAGGCAAGUCUCCACCCUUCCAGGCGGCAAAUGUUACGUCUUUAUUAUCUUGCCUAUCAGGAGACAUACAAACGAUGCAGGAAGAGGGCCACGCGAGCUGGUGGCUGGCGCCAUUGGUUGUUUCGCGGAUAUGUAAGAAAUGCCAUUCGUCAAGUGCCUAGCACUAGCGCUGGAUUGGUGAUAUUCGAGUUGCUGCGUCGUAAAUAUGCCAGUCUGGCAGAUGCCGUGUAUAUUCAAAAAGAUGGAUAUGAUAUUCUUCUAUCAUAGUGCUUCCUCUAUUCCACGUGAUGUAUUUUGAAUGAGAAGAUAAAUCAGCUGAGGAGCUAGUAGUCGAAUAGUGAUCGUAUUAGCCCCGUGGUUGGAAGAUGACGCAGGCGCAGUAUAAAGACUGCGCCAUGAUGUCAAUUAGCUGUCAAAUAUGGAAGCUAAUGUGCUUGUCAAGCCCAAACAAGGGAAAGGAUAUCUGCAAGCUGU
This is a messenger RNA of Aspergillus caelatus, 1630 nucleotides long. RefSeq names its product putative mitochondrial carrier protein. The transcript is spliced from 4 exons. NCBI's taxonomy places the organism in Eukaryota, Fungi, Ascomycota, Eurotiomycetes, Eurotiales, Aspergillaceae. Bases 200 to 1423 code for a protein of 407 amino acids. Gene Ontology annotation, biological process: mitochondrial L-ornithine transmembrane transport. Gene Ontology annotation, molecular function: L-ornithine transmembrane transporter activity. The record is from RefSeq and is a predicted model, not a curated record.